UGCCCGGAACGAAAGCAUCGUUGGUGGGAGAUGGAUAUAAGCCCAUCGGUCGAGAAUAAUGCUAUCAGUGACUUCGUGCUCUCUCGCAUAAAAUAACCUAAGAUUGGAACUUUUUGUUCUUUUGUGGAAGAAACAUUAUGUUCAAGAUUUUGUACCUGCUUUGUGCCAUCUUCGCGUGGUGCGAAGGGAUUCUCGUAAGUGGUUACAACGGAGCCGGUCACACGGUUUCUUAUGCUGAUUACGAAGGCCUCGACGCGGGAUAUGCGGGAUCUUCGGAUUACGAGGGACAUGCCGUUCUGCCAACGAUCGCAGUUCCGGUGCACGCGGUCUCGGCCGCACCGUUACACGCCGAUUCAUCCUUCGAUCAUACUUUCCAUUCCUACAAGCAGCAUCACGCCGACAAGGACCACGAUUAUUAUUCGCACCCUAAAUACACCUUCAACUAUGGUGUACACGAUCCACACACCGGCGACGUGAAAACACAACAUGAGGUCCGUGACGGUGAUGUUGUUCACGGUUCUUAUAGCGUGAACGAGCCUGAUGGAAGCGUAAGAAUCGUCGAGUAUACAGCAGACGAUCACAAUGGAUUCAAUGCAAUAGUGAAGAAGGUUGGACCAGCGAUUCACCCGAAAUCUGUAUCAAUCGCCAAAUACGUUUCAUCGCCAGCUUAUUACAAUCAUUACGACUAGGAAAACCGAUUAUUUUUAGACAAUUAAUUAAGAGAUUGUUUAUUUAAUUUUAAUCAGUCCACAAUGUCUUGAAGAAACAUUACUAUCUUCCAUCUCUCUUUCUUUCUCUCUCUCU
This is a messenger RNA of Vespula pensylvanica (western yellowjacket), 804 nucleotides long. RefSeq names its product cuticle protein 19-like (gene CPR6). The record is from RefSeq and is a predicted model, not a curated record. Gene Ontology annotation, cellular component: extracellular matrix. The transcript has 3 exons. Lineage: Eukaryota; Metazoa; Arthropoda; Insecta; Hymenoptera; Vespidae. Bases 138 to 689 code for a protein of 183 amino acids.